Chlorella variabilis is the source of this 1393-nucleotide messenger RNA. RefSeq lists its product as hypothetical. Bases 1 to 900 code for a protein of 299 amino acids. NCBI's taxonomy places the organism in Eukaryota, Viridiplantae, Chlorophyta, Trebouxiophyceae, Chlorellales, Chlorellaceae. Gene Ontology annotation, molecular function: starch binding. The transcript is spliced from 3 exons. Gene Ontology annotation, cellular component: membrane. The record is from RefSeq and is a predicted model, not a curated record.
AUGGCCAUGGCUGCCGCAGCUCGCCUGCAGCUCUGCAGCGCUAACGCCCACAUUCGCCGCGAGGGUGCAAUGUACCAUGCAGCACCCGCGCGGAGGCUGUCCUUGACGGUCCAGGCCACCUACACCGGCUACACCGAGCGGCGGCAGGCCACCCGCCCGCCUGCCGUGACCAACCGCCCCUCCUACCGCCCGUUGCCCUCAACCUCGCCCGUCGCGCGCAAGCCCUCUGCCGCGGGCCCCUCCGGCCCGCCGCCGCUGCUCCGCGUGGCGGUGGUGGUCCCCAGCUGCCAGCUGAUAUUCGGCGAGCAGCUGGCGGUGGUGGGCAGCUGCACGGAGCUGGGCGCGUGGGACGCCGCCGCCGCGCCGCGCCUGGCGUGGCAGGCCGGCGACACGUGGGCGGCGCAGCUGCGCCUGCCGGCCGGCACGCACGCCUUCAAGCUCGCGGUGGUGCGCCAGGACGGACUGUGCUUCUUCGAGGAGGGCCCCGACCGCGAGCUGGAGGUGCCCGCCGGCGCUGCGGCGGUCGCCGUCAGGGCCGGCACCGGCCUGGCCGUCACCUGCCACUACGGCGACGGCGGCGGCACCGAGAUCAGCCUGGCCACGGGCGCAGACCUGGCGCGCCUGGCGCCGACGCCGCCGGGCGCGGCGGCCGCGGGCCAGGCCCCCAGCAGCAGCCCUCUGGAGGCCGCCUCGCGCGCCCCGGCAGCCUCCAGCCCCCCUCAGCCUGCCCCCAGCUCCCCGCUGCCGCCCUCCAGCCCGCUGCCGGCCGCCCACAGCUCCCCGCCCGCCUCCGGCAACCUGCCUGCCUCCAAGCUGGGCACCCUGGAGGCCCUAACCAAGGCUGUGGAACUUAUGGAGCAGCCGGCUGCGGCGGCGCCCAGCCAGUGGCAGGCCGCGUGAGCGGCCCUGCCCGCCACGCGCGCCGUGCGCCACUCCCGACAUGAAUCGCCCCCCGAAUCCCCCUGCCCUGGCCGCGCCCCAGACGACCGCAAGCUCACUGUACGUUUUACUGCUUGCCGGCCUGCCGCGCCUUGCUGCCAUUUCAUCGCCGUUCCUCCAGCCCUCCCCUGCUACUAGUAACCUCGAAACCUGCAGAUGCCGGCAGCCCCCAUUUGAUCACCAUCCGCCCAGCUGUUUUACUACCGCGGCACUCCUCAUUCAUAUGCAGCAGCCUCUUACUCCCUGCCAGCAUCAGUUUUCUGGGCGGCACGCCCCUUUUUGAUCCUCCCCAUCGGUUCUACUAAACACAAUUCAUCCCGGCGCCGCCGCAAUUCCGCCGCGCCCGCCCCGCAAACCAGCCAAGCGCUCGACACAGAUCACCUCUGGCUCCCCACAUGCCUGUUGCACUGCCUCACUUGAGCAAGCAAUGCAAGUUUAAGCACCUACUACGCAA